Molecule: messenger RNA, 1197 nt
Organism: Fusarium pseudograminearum CS3096
Lineage: Eukaryota; Fungi; Ascomycota; Sordariomycetes; Hypocreales; Nectriaceae
Exons: 3
Coding region: 1-1197 (398 amino acids)
Source: RefSeq, a predicted model, not a curated record
AUGCGAGUCACACUAUUUGUCCUCUCUAGCAUAUCUGCUAUAACCACAAUUGUCGCUUCGACGCUUCCGAUACCAGAGUCUGAGGAAGUACCUCCCAUUAUCAACCCGAUUGUCGAGCCAAUUGUCGGUUCAAUUCUGGAAUCAAAUAUCGGACCAGUCAUUGAACCAGGUGUUGAACCGGCUGUUGACCCUGUUAUCGAACCAAUUAUCGAGUCAAUUAUUGAACCAGACAACGAACAGACUGUCGAUCCCAUUAUCGAGCCAGCCAUAGACCCUAUUAUCGAGCCAGUUAUUGAACCAAUUGUCGAGUCAAUUGUUGAACCAAACAUCGAACCGACUGUUGACACUAUUAUCGAACCAGUCGUCGACCCUGUUAUCGACCCUAUUGUCGAACCAAUUAUUGAAUCAGCCGUGGAAUCAGCCGUGGAACUAGUCAUUGAAUCAGUCAUUGAACCAGCCAUUGAACCAGUUGUCGACCCUAUUGUUGAACCGGCUGUUGAUCCUAUCGUCGAGUCAAGUAUUAAGCUGGCUGCCGAACCAGUUAUCGACCCUAUCGACGAACCAGCCAUCGAACCAGUUAUUGCGCCAAUUGUCGACCCUCUUGUUGAGCCAAUUAUUGAACCAACUGUCGAGACAAUUGUUGAGCCCGUCAUCGACCCCAUCGUCGACCAGAUUCCCAUUCCAGAACCUCCUUCUCGCAGUUCUACUGGGGUGAUCCCAGAGGACCUCAAGAAUGCCAUGCAAGGGAUACAAAGCCUAGCGUCCGACGUGAUGCUGCAAGCGAACAACAUUGCAGGCGACGGUGUAAAGGUCCAGAUUAUUGGAAACACAUACUUGCGCUGCCAAGACAUGGUUGAUGAGAUUCAGGAGAUAUCCAGGACGAUCAGCCGUCCUCCCACGAUGCUUUUCAGCUGGGAGGAUCAAGGGGGUAUUUGCUCGGCCUUUGACUCGUUCGGCAUCAACCUAUCCAAACUCAUCACUGUGCUGUCUUUGGAACCCAAGAGCGUGGUGAGGGACGGCUUUGGCGAUCGAUUCAAAGAUUGCUUCGACGAGCUUCGACCAGUGUUGGGUUUGUUCAUCAAGCAGCUCAUAAUAUACACACCAACCUGCGAAGGUGAAAUGCUGAGGCGGAUAGAUCAACUGGAUGUGGCACUGAGCAAUGCCAAGAUGAGAAUGGAGGCUGCUCGGCAGAGCUAA